UGUUCAUUCCCACACCGUUAUCGGCUGUUAACAUCCAUUACCUCUUCUAUUCCUAAAUUAUUCUGGGCGUUCGUCCAGAUCAUGUCAUCUACGGACAUGCAUCUGGUUGUCAGUGUCGCCUUCCAAGACGCCGGGGACACUACCAGAGCCAUCGCCAUUGCGGCUGCCUUUCGGGAUAGUUGUCCUGCGUACUACAACCUCAAGAUCAGUUUCCUCUCCUGUGGUAGUCGGUUCGAGCAUCUUAUCACCAAUGCCGGGUUCCCUAUCGUCCCAGCGCAACCGCGCGUGAAAGGCAUCAGCGUAGCCCAUGACUUGGGCUGGGACUUUCCAGAGUUCUUCGGCUCGGAAGAGCUCGCUCGAACCUUCAUUGUUGGGCAGCUUGCUGCGUUCAAAGAGCUGCAACCCGACGUGGUUUUGCACGGGAUGUGGGCGCCGGCCAGCAUUGCAGCUCGCUUGAUGGGAAUCCGCACCAUUAAUUUUCUCCCCGUACCCCUUCAUCCGCGGAGCUUUGGGGAAGGUCUCAUUCGGGACCUGCCGGACCCUAUCCCCCUGUUUACACGCCUGCCUCGACCGCUUCGAACUCGUCUUGCGUGGAUGGGCAGUGAGCUGAUGCUCAACGCUCCCAUCUUCCGCCAACACAGGCUUGGUGCAGCCGCUGCAAGCUGUGGAUGGCCCAUCAAAGGACCAAUCAGUUUGUUCGACAUGAACAUGGCAGAUCUCAAUCUCGUCAAUGAUCACCCAAUAUUCCAUCAAGAUUACGCCGAUCAACUUCCAGAAAAUAUCGUCAUUACCGGGCCUUUAUACAACCAGACGGACGCAAAGCUGGACCCAGAAAUUGCUGCCCAUAUGACACAGGGACCUGGCCCUGCCAUUCUUGUUGCCAUGGGCAGUUCUGGAACCGAGGACUGGAUCUUCGAAGCGAUCAAGGCUUUCAAAAUGUACAAGGACGAUUACUGGAACGUCGUGGUUCUUGCUUCACCGUCCAUUUGCGCCAUUGAAGAUGCCAGAGCAGUGGCUGGUGGAGACCCUCGAAUUCUAGUCACUGACAAGUUCAUCCCAGCACCUGCGGCAAAUGCACUUGCAGAUGUCAUCGUCAUACACGGAGGUCAAGGCACUGUGCAGACUGCUCUUGCUGCAGGAAAACCAGUGGUUGGCGUUGCGCUUCAGAUUGAGCAACAAACGAAUCUGGAUAACGUCAUGAACGCUGGUGCUGGGAUACGCAUUCAAAGGCAAAACUGGAAAGCGAAAAAUAUCAGAAACGCUGUGAACACCAUCCUGAGAGACCCCAGUUAUAGACUCAAAGCGCAUGCUCUGGGGAAAGAGAUGCGUAGCAUAGAUGGUGCGAAGAAUGCUGCAAAUGAGAUGUGGAAAUUCGUCCUCGAGGAGCAAAGUGUCACCGUCAAAUACAACGACUAAGCAAAG
Molecule: messenger RNA, 1422 nt
Organism: Westerdykella ornata
Lineage: Eukaryota; Fungi; Ascomycota; Dothideomycetes; Pleosporales; Sporormiaceae
Product: glycosyl transferas-like protein
Exons: 1
Coding region: 82-1416 (444 amino acids)
Molecular function (GO): UDP-glycosyltransferase activity
Source: RefSeq, a predicted model, not a curated record